GUUGAUAUGGUGGUACUGGUGGCUACUGGCUACGUCAUAUGUAUUUGAAACAAGGGGCGAGCCGUUUCCAGUCCAGUUUCCAGUUCCCCUUUCCAUUUGAAACGUUUUUAUUUCGAGACAGGUUGUAUUUAAAUCGAUAAUGUUCGGACACGGGUGUUGGGUUGGUGAUUGUUGAGCCUCGAGCGAAGGACAAUGUUGAGAUCUCCACCUCAGGAAGCAAUAACAAUGGACAACACGAGUAUUAACAACGGAGGCGAGAGAGUGGGCGACUCAGGGAUGACCCUGCCAGGGGUGCUGUACCGUCGUGUCACAGGACUUUGCGGCUUUAACUGUUUUUCCGGUGGAAAGAAGACCGACGAAGGAUAUGUCGAAUUCGGCCAGAGUGACGAGCUCUCACCAGGGCGGACCCUCGGCACCUUCGCCGGUGUUUUCAGCCCCGUCGCUUUGUCCAUGUUCAGCGCCCUUCUCUAUCUUCGUGUCGGUUUUAUUGUUGGAAACGCUGGCCUUCUAGUAACUCUUUUACAAUUCAUAAUAGCUUAUUUGAUAUUAUUUUUCACUGUCACUUCUAUUUGUGCAAUAUCAACAAAUGGUGCUGUUGAAGGAGGAGGAGCUUAUUUUAUGAUUAGUCGAACUUUAGGACCUGAAUUUGGAGGAUCAAUUGGUACUCUGUUCUUCUUAGCUAAUAUUGUUAGCAGCGCCCUGUAUGUCAUAGGCUGUGCUGAAGGAAUAGUCGAAAACUUUGGCCCAGGAGGCUAUUUGAGCAUAAAUGGGUACGAAUUGAAAGACGGCAGUUGGUGGAGGUUCGGAUAUUCCUCGGUGCUAAAUCUACUGAACCUCCUAGUAUGCCUGAUCGGCGCCGGAAUGUUUGCAAAGAUCAGUGUUAUAAUAUUCAUAAUAGUCUGCAUUUCACUGGCGUCUGUUAUUGUUUCGUUUGUAAUGACGGGACCCAUGGAGAUUGCAAUUCCCGAUGUUAAUAUAGACAAUAGCACUAGCCAUAUGGUAAACGCGACAUACACCGGGCUAAGUUGGCAAACUUUAAACAACAAUCUCUAUCAGAACUACACAAGGGAUUACACGUCAAAUGGGCACAUGACGGAUUUUGCAACUGUUUUUGGAGUAUUGUUUUCCGGAGUGACUGGUAUAAUGGCUGGCGCGAAUAUGUCAGGUGAACUUAAAGAUCCAGGAAAGAGCAUCCCAUGGGGAACAAUGUCUGCAGUGUUUUUCACACUCGUUUCAUACAUCACAGUGUCAACGCUGAGUGCUGCGACUUGCUCUAGGUUCUUGAUGACCACUAAUUUCAUGUAUAUGAUGCCUAUAAAUUUAGUACCUGCGUUUAUAACUGUUGGCGUGCUCACUGCAACCUUUUCCGCCUCUUUGAGUAACUUGAUCGGAUCUUCAAGAGUGCUGGAAGCUUUAGCGAAAGAUAAUAUAUAUGGAAACUUCGGCAAAGCUAUUCUGCCAGCAUUACGUCUUGUGUUACCUGAUUGUUUAUUACGUUUAGUUGCAGUGUACACAGGUCGGCUUCUUACUUGCAUAACCAAAGGAGUUUACCAAGGGAACCCAGUCGCCGCGGUGUUUUCUUCUUGGUUCCUUGUACAAAUCAUACUUUUGAUCGAUUCUCUUAACAUCAUCGCACAGAUCAACUCUGUCCUCUUCCUUCUUAGCUAUUUUGCGACAAACCUUGCCUGCCUUGGUCUCGAUCUGACAUCCGCUCCAAAUUUCAGGCCGUCGUUCAAAUAUUUCUCCUGGUCGACAGCUCUAAUCGGCAUUGUAGGAACAUUGGUGAUGAUGUUCGUAAUCAACCCACUUUAUGCGAUUUCUUCCAUUGUUCUCUGCUUUCUGCUCAUUGUUUUGCUUCAUUUAUUCUCACCUUCCUCUCAGACAGCAGACUGGGGAUCAAUCACACAAGCUCUUAUCUUCCAUCAGGUUAGGAAAUACCUACUCAUGCUUGAUUCAAGAAAAGACCAUGUCAAGUUCUGGAGACCUCAAGUUUUACUUCUAGUUGCAAACCCAAGGGGCUCAACACCCUUGGUUCAUUUUGUGAACGACAUGAAAAAAUCAGGACUUUACGUGCUUGGCCAUGUUAUCGUGGGCAAAGAAUUUUCAGAGCUUGAUUCCGACCCGACUGUUCCACUUAAUUCAAAAUGGCUUUCUUUUGUCGACCAUUUGAGGGUGAAAGCUUUUGUCGAGCUGACAGUUGCUAGGAGUCUCAGGGAAGGUUUGAACCACUUGUCUCAUUUGGCCGGCCUUGGAGCCAUGAAGCCAAAUACAAUAGUGUUAGGCUUCAGGGAUAAUCAAGGCCCAGUGGAUUUUUUCAAACAUAUUGGCUCGGAUUACAUGACUGAUAAAUUUGAGCAUGAGAGAGAUUUUGAACUGCGAGAUGAACAAAGCCAAGUUGACCCCGAGGAAUAUGUCUAUCUCAUUUCUGAUAUUUUGAGAAUGCAAAAGAAUAUUUGUAUCGCUAGGCAUUUUCACAAUUUCAGCAAACUGCAAAUUGCCAAGACGAGCAAUUAUAAAUAUAUCGACGUCUGGCCGGUGAAUUUCUUCAAACCUUCUGCCAAUGAUGUGAACGAUACAACAAGUCUUUUUAUGCUUCAGCUAUCAUGCAUCAUUCAUAUGGUUCAAGGUUGGAAACACCUUAGGCUGAGAGUAUUACUAUGCGAAGACCAGGCUUCAAUUUCCGAUCUGACAGAUUUUUCUAUUAGGAGAUCAACAACUCACACACAAGUGAGACUACUUCUGGACUGCCUGCGUAUCAAGGCCGAGAUCGAGCACGUUGAGAAUUGGUCGAGGCUGAGGGCAUCUUUGCGAGGGAGCGAAAUGAGCUUGGAUAAAAAUAACGAAACAUCAAGAUUGUAUUUAACAAAUGUUAAUAAAUUGAUCCUGAGCAAAUCGACAGACACCGCGAUUAGUUUUCUGUAUCUGGAACGACCUCCAAGUGACCCGUCUCUGUCUCAAGACUAUUUAGACUCCCUUACGGAGCUUACUGCGAACCUGCGGCCCUGUUUACUCGUACACGGCAUCAGGGCAGUAACGUCAAUGACAUUAUAGUGCAUGAAUGCAUUACAUAAAUAUUAGAUCUAACAGCUGAUCAUCAUAAAAAAUUAACAUUCCAAGAAAAAAGUGGAGGGAAAUUUUCUGUUUUAAUUACCAAAGGCAAUGUGCUGUAUUUUAUAAUUUAUUUUAUAAAAAAAUAUAUGUAUUAAGAAAAAAGGCAAGUGAAAAAAAAUGAAAAUACAGUAUCACAAUUAUUAACUAAUCUAUAAAAACGUGUUAUUAUUAAUUACAAAAUAAAGCCACCAAUUGAAUUGGAGACUUCUUACUUUGUUAAAUGAGUUGUAACUAAAUGAGGGAUAUUUGAAAAAUGAAUAAUUUUAAUUUUUCAAUUUAGUUUUAAAAUUUCUGGAUUCACUUACCAUUUACUUUUUUGUCUACAUUCGAACAAUUUUUGUAUUAGAAUAAUUUUAAAUGUAUCAAACAUAAUUUGACACAAACCAGGGCAAUUUUUUUCUUCAAUUUAGUAAGCAUUUAGUCCAUGUUACUAUCCUUAGCGCACAAAUAUUUUUUUUAAAUUUACUGCGUAAACAUUCCAUUAAAAACAAAGAAACAAAACCAACACACAAUGAUAUUAUAAAAUAUAAAUAGGUUAGAAUGCAACAUAUCUUCUAGUUUGUAGUCUUCCAGAUAUAUAAGCAAUUAACAUAAAUUGUGCUUUAGACUGAAAAAAAGAAAAAAAGGAUGUAAUUAACAAUCUGACUUAAUAUUUUUUUACAAGACCAUACAUAAAACAGCAUAUUUUUACAAUGUAUGAAAUGUGUUGGCAUGUUACAGGAAAAACAAUUACAAAACAAAUUGCUAACCUUUAUAUUCACAGGGUUUAAGAAAAAAUAAUAUAAGCCGUUAAUAUAAAAUCAAUUUGUAUUAUUGGUAAGUGUUAUUUAUAUAUGUACUUGAGAUGAGAUUAUUUAUUAGUUUAUUUAUUUUGAUAUUUUAUUAAUAUAACCGUAUUAUAUAAUAAUGUUUCUUCAGCCUUAGAACUUUAUUAUUUUUAUCAAUUUAACAAUUUCUGUCUAAAAGUUGUUGAGCAAAUGAUAUGUAUUACAUUCGGGUGAGCAAAUAAAAAUGUCUGUUUUCAAUUUUUCAA
This is a messenger RNA of Cimex lectularius (bed bug), 4144 nucleotides long. RefSeq names its product solute carrier family 12 member 9. Gene Ontology annotation, cellular component: membrane. Gene Ontology annotation, biological process: chloride transmembrane transport; potassium ion homeostasis; chloride ion homeostasis. The coding region runs from base 193 to 3051 and encodes 952 amino acids. Gene Ontology annotation, molecular function: potassium:chloride symporter activity. The record is from RefSeq and is a predicted model, not a curated record. The transcript is spliced from 15 exons. NCBI's taxonomy places the organism in Eukaryota, Metazoa, Arthropoda, Insecta, Hemiptera, Cimicidae.